Messenger RNA from Amphimedon queenslandica, 1324 nucleotides. Its product is annotated as cathepsin D-like. Gene Ontology annotation, molecular function: aspartic-type endopeptidase activity. Gene Ontology annotation, biological process: proteolysis. The transcript is spliced from 9 exons. The record is from RefSeq and is a predicted model, not a curated record. Lineage: Eukaryota; Metazoa; Porifera; Demospongiae; Haplosclerida; Niphatidae. Bases 48 to 1196 code for a protein of 382 amino acids.
AAUAAUUAUAUUUUCCACGUGAAAAGGUGAAAAAAACUCAAGGAAAAAUGAAAGCAGGACUUCUCUUUGUAUUUGCUUCAUUAUUAACUCUUACUCUUGCUUUUGUCAGGGUUCCGCUCCAUCGCCAUGUCGUCCCAAGGUCACAGACCAGAGCAAGAUUGCUUGCGAAGUACCCGUCUUAUUUCUCGUCUUUUAAAGUGAAUGAUGUCCCGGAGCCUCUUACUAAUUACCUUGAUGCAGAGUAUUAUGGCAACAUUACAAUCGGUACUCCUCCACAAAACUUUCUUGUCAUUUUUGAUACUGGUUCGUCAAACCUUUGGAUACCUAGUUCAAAAUGUGAUCCUAAAGAUAAAGCUUGUCAGACUCACCAUCAAUACAAUCACGAUCACUCGAGUACUUACGUGAAGAAUGACACAAAAUUUGCCAUUCAAUAUGGUACUGGUAAUCUCACCGGAUUCCUCAGCGUUGAUACUGUAACUAUUGCUAAUCUUACUGUUCCAGCUCAGAAGUUUGCAGAGGCAGUGGAGCAACCUGGUGACACUUUUGUGAAUGCUCAGUUUGAUGGCAUACUUGGUAUGGCAUGGCCCAGCAUCUCUGUUGAUGGGGUCAUACCUUUCUUCAAUAACCUUGUACAACAAUCACUCGUAGCUCAACCUGUCUUUGGAUUCUAUCUGGAUAGAGAUGAGAAUGGUACUCUAGGUGGUGAGCUGGCAUUAGGUGGCACUGAUCCUUCCCAUUACAAGGCUCCCAUUAAUUAUGUACCUUUGUCUGACAAGACAUACUGGCAGUUUAAGCUUGACAAGAUAAAAGUUGGUGGUACAACUCUAUGCAGUAACGGCUGCCAGGCAAUAGCAGAUACAGGAACAUCUCUAUUAGUGGGUCCUUCGGUUGAUGUGCAAAAAAUAAUGAAAGAAAUAGGAGCCAAGAAUACUGAUGGAGUGUAUAUGAUUGAUUGUGGGAAUAUGUCGAAUUUGCCAACUGUUUCUUUUGUUAUUGGAGGAGCACAGUAUCUUCUUUCACCUCAACAAUACAUCAUGAAAGAAGAGGCUGAAGGGCAGACAUUUUGUCUCGUUGGAUUCGACUCACUGGAUCAAGGGGAACCUCUGUGGAUACUAGGCGAUGUAUUUAUCGGAUACUACUACACUGAGUUUGAUGUGGGUCAAGGAAGAGUUGGGUUUGCUCCAGCCAUUUAUUAAGAGAGGCAGGAUAGAGAGACUACAUACAUGUAGCUGCUAAACUCAAUAGUCAUUAAGCUCAAUUAUUGUUUUUUGUUGAUUACUUUCAGGACACACAUUUUAAGUUAUCGUUUGAUUUUGAAUCACAA